AUGGGUGACGGUGGUGUCCUGCUCACCGCACUUGUCCUGCUGCUGGCCGCCGUGGCUGUCUGCUGGGCCAUCGGCCACUGGCAACCACGGCGGCGGCACACACGGACAGCAGCGACGAGGAGCAAGCGCUCCCGCGUCCGGCCCAGAGGCUCUCGGAGGAAGCGAGGAGCCCCCGCGGCUCCCAGGUCCUGCGGGCCUCGGGCCACCUCUCACAAGCGGCCACGCGCUCCCGCCAGCCCCACGCGCGGCGCCUGCAGCUGCCGCCGCUGCACGGCAGUGGCCCGCGAGCUGCAGGAACUGAUGCUGCUGCUCUGGGCUGGCACUGGGACACGUGUGCCGCUCUACGCGGGGAUGUGGCAGGCGCUGUGGGAAGGACUGGAGGAGCUGGGGAAGCGAGGCCACCUGCCCUGCUGCGGCUCCUUCAGAUCCUCCACAAGCCUCCGUCCCCGCAAGAGGCUGCUCCCAGCAAGACUCUCCAUCCCUGGGAGCGCCUCAACCCCUGCAAGGAUGGCACAGCAGCGGAGACCCGCCAUCCACGCAGGAGGUGCAGGCUGUCAGAGACCCUCCAUCCUGCCAGGAGCCUCUGCUAUCUCUGACAGCCUCCAUCCCUCGCAGAGGCUCAGUGAGACCUGUCGGCCUGCAGAAGGUGCAGAGCCCAUGCACAGGUCUCCCAGCUCCCUUGGGCUCACGGACUUCAAGGGCACAACCCCGAGCCUUGACGUGGCCAGGGAGAGCCCUGAAGUCCAGAUGGGAGCCCAGCCUGAGGCAGGGGAGCUCCAAGAGACCUGUCGGCCUGCAGAAGCUGGCAACAGCCCCAGCCUGGUGGUGGAGCCGAUCCUUGAGACACCAAGGAGUCUCCUCCAUCCCCAGGAAGCUGCCGCACCACGGCUCUCGACUACCUCGAAGGCCUUCGUAAGAGCAGCUGCUCCUGGGACGCCCCCGGGCGAAGCCUCGGGCUGUAGCCCCGGCCGGCCACAAGAGCUGAGCGCGGCCCACGACGCCGGGGAUAGAGACGGUGCCGCCCUGCCCCGCUGCCCUGCGCCUCCCGCAGCCGCCUCUGCGCCCUGCCCGGGCCCAGCCGUGCCGCUGGCCAGCCCCGGGGCUGCCGGGCGGGGGCCGCUGCCCGGCGCACAGCAGGAAGCAGGGCGAAAGAAGGAGCUGCAGGAGCUCUACCAGCUGGGCCCGCAGCUGGGCAGCGGCGGCUUCGGCACCGUUUUCUCGGGCGUCCGCCUCUCGGACGGGAGGCCGGUGGCCGUCAAACGCGUGGCCCGGGAGAGCGUCCUGCAGUGGGUCGAGCUGGUGACGUCCCCCGGGCGGGACGAAUCCCCAUCACCAGGGAGGCUGCCCGAGGGGCCACGGGGGCAUGCCAGGCAGGGCCCGGCGCAGCCACAGGGCAGUGUCAGGCCCGCUGUAGGCGCUGUCUCCUCCUCACAGCCCGACGGCACCUGCGUUCCGAUGGAGAUCGCGCUCAUGGAGAAGGUGGGCUCCGGCUGCCGCUUCAUCAUCCAGCUGCUGGACUGGUUUGAGCUGCCUGACAGCUUCGCGCUGGUGAUGGAGCGUCCGGAGCGGUCGCGGGAUCUCCUGCAGCUCCUGCGGGAGCACGGGUUCCUGAGCGAGGACAAGGCGCGCUGGCUCUUCUGCCAGGUGCUGUGCGCCGUGCAGCACUGCACCGCCUGCGGCGUCCUGCACCGGGACAUCAAGCCGGAGAACCUCCUCGUGGACCCGGCAUGCGGAGAUCUGAAGCUGAUUGACUUCGGCUGCGGCACCUUCCUCCAGGAGCGAGCCUUCACGCGAUUUGCCGGUGAGCCGAGAGCCCCAGCCCGGGCCCUGCUCCCGGUGCCGGGCACUGCACGGCCCCGUUCCCUCCUCGGCCGUGGCCGUGGGGGGCGGCGUUCAGCCGGCUGCCGCCAGCCCUGUGGCACGGGGCGGAGCCGUGUCCCAGGAGCCGGCUGCCGGCCCUGCCCACACAGGAGGGGGGGCCGCCAAAGCCGGGCCCCGGCCGCUCGGCUCGGCAGCCCCGCGAGGGCUGGGGCUGCCCCGUCGGCCUUGUCUGCCUUGCAGAAGGGGUUCUUGGCUUGGGCCGGAGGGCGCGGAGUGGCCUCGGGGGUGGGGGGAGGUUGUGGCCGGCAGUGCAGCCCCUGCCUCUGGCAGGAGGCUGGCGCCAGGCUCUGGAAGGCAGCAGCCUGCGGCUGGACAGCGCUGCCUGUGUCCCCUAGGAACACAGGCGUACAGCCCGCCCGAGUUGGUGGCCAUGGGCUGCUACCGCGGCGAUUCGGCCACCGUGUGGUCCCUGGGCGUGCUGCUGUACGCAAUGGUGUGCGGGAGCCUCCCCUUCAAGGACAACCGCGCCAUCGUGCUGGGGCAGCUCUUCUUCGGGCCGCAGGUCUCUCCAGGUUGGUACCCGGCCUCAAGCGGGCGGCUUUGGCAGACGGCAGCGCGCAGCCCGGCGCGGCCCUCCCGCAGCUCCGCGGCCCCUGCCCUCAAGGGCCGGCCGCAGGCAGGAGGCGGCCCGUGCCGCCGGGCUCCGUGUGGCACACGCCGCCUGAAGGAGGGGGCCGUGUCCCGCCGGGCCGCCCUCCCGCACCGGGCACCGGCGGCGCUCUGGGCCCGGCGCGGCUCUGAGCACACGCAGCACGGCCCGGGCCCCGCGGGCGUCGGGGGGCGCCGGGCACGAGCCUUCUGCAAGUGACCGCCGCUUUCUGCCUCCUCUCCGCAGAGUGCCAGCACCUCAUCUGCUGGUGUCUGUCCAAGCACCCCGCGGACAGGCCACAGCUGGAGGAGAUCUUGCGCCACCCUUGGCUGCGGGGCUGGCGGUUUUGAGGCCUUGCCAGAGCCUCUGCAGCACCCAGGUACCCGGGCCCAGGCAGGACUCAAUAAAAGACAAAAACACCAAACCAACCACAAACCAAAAAAUAAAACAACCACCAACCCAUUCCCGGCUGUCAGGUCUGGUGCUAUUUGGGACCAUUUCCACUCCGAGCCGAGCCCCAAUGUCCCCUCAUAAUGACCGCCAGCUUGAGGGAGGAGCCGCCAUUUAAGGGAAGCCGUGAGGGGCAAGCAGUCACCCCGCAAAGAAAUGGGGGUAAUCUGGGAAAACACCCACACAUAUCAAACACCCACCAGCUCCCCGAGUGAGGAGGGACCCUGGCAACUCCCAGAGUGACGCCAGCUCCUCUGGUCACUUUUGAAACGUCACCCCCGAAGGGCACGGGAGCAGGUGAUUCCCCAAUGUCAGCAGGCAAGCAGGUGAGGCAGAAGGCUGGC
This is a messenger RNA of Prinia subflava (tawny-flanked prinia), 3264 nucleotides long. RefSeq lists its product as uncharacterized. Bases 1 to 2622 code for a protein of 873 amino acids. The transcript is spliced from 6 exons. Gene Ontology annotation, cellular component: cytoplasm. Gene Ontology annotation, molecular function: protein serine/threonine kinase activity; ATP binding. The record is from RefSeq and is a predicted model, not a curated record. Gene Ontology annotation, biological process: protein autophosphorylation. NCBI's taxonomy places the organism in Eukaryota, Metazoa, Chordata, Aves, Passeriformes, Cisticolidae.